This is a messenger RNA of Esox lucius (northern pike), 1209 nucleotides long. Its product is annotated as zinc transporter 2-like. The record is from RefSeq and is a predicted model, not a curated record. Gene Ontology annotation, cellular component: plasma membrane. Bases 10 to 1209 code for a protein of 399 amino acids. Gene Ontology annotation, biological process: response to zinc ion; zinc ion transmembrane transport. The transcript has 8 exons. Gene Ontology annotation, molecular function: zinc ion transmembrane transporter activity. Lineage: Eukaryota; Metazoa; Chordata; Actinopteri; Esociformes; Esocidae.
GUUCUAAUUAUGGAUUCUGAGAAAUGCCAUCUCAUGGAGGAUGACACAACAUACUCAAUGGCAUUACUAAGGCCAUUCCCUGAGUCAGAGGAAGACCCCUCACAAACAGCUGAUAACGGAGUUGCAGCCACUGCAGCUGAACCAUGGAAAUCUCUUAAUACAAAUGAGUCUCCUAUCGCUACUGGUCAUUGUCAUGAGAGUGACAGGGUUUCUUGGACAGAGAGUCGCGAGAAGCAGCAUGCCAAGAGAAAACUCAUCAUUGCCUUGGUUGUCAGCCUGGUCUUUAUGGUUGGAGAGGUGAUCGGAGGCUAUGCAGCACACAGUCUGGCCAUCAUGACUGAUGCGGCGCAUCUCUUCACAGACUUCGGUAGCAUCAUGGCCAGUCUCUUCUCUCUGUGGCUCUCGUGCAAACCUCCCACCAAAUCAAUGAACUUCGGCUGGCAUCGCUCAGAGAUCCUGGGUGCCUGUCUGUCUGUGCUGUCGAUCUGGGCUGUGACAGGUGUGCUGGUGUUCAUGGCCAUCCAAAGGAUCCUCAAUGACAACUAUGAGAUCCACAGUCGCCUCAUGAUCAUCACUUCACUCUGUGCUGUGGGGGUCAAUGUCUUAAUGGCCUUCAUCCUCCACCAGUCUAGUCACGUACACAGUCACAGCCCCUCCUACCGCCAAGCCCAUGGCCAAAGAGUCAAACUAUCACAUGGCCACUCUCAUGGACUGCCUGGUGGCCAUGGCAACACCAGCGUUAAGGCGGCUUUUAUCCAUGUAGUAGGGGACCUGAUGCAGAGUCUGGGGGUCCUGCUUGCUGCUACUGUUAUACACUUCUGGCCACAGUAUAAAAUAGCAGAUCCAAUUUGUACCUUCAUGUUCUCUGUGUUUGUGCUGGGAACAACUGUCACUAUCCUGAGUGAUGUCUUCAGAAUACUGAUGGAAGGGGUUCCUAAAGGUAUUGACUUCAAUGCUGUGAGAGACAUGCUUCUGUCGCUGAGAGGUGUUAAAGCUACACACAACCUCCAUAUUUGGGCCCUCACCAUGAGUCAGUCACAGCUCUCUGUACACGUAGCUAUAGACAAAGAUGCCAAUCCCCAGCUGGUACUCAUGGAGUCCACCAAGAUGCUCCAGUCAGAGUUUGGUUUCGCCAGUCUCACCAUCCAGGUGGAACAGUAUUCAGAGGAGAUGGUUUACUGCACACGAUGCCAGGACCCCACAGACUGA